Molecule: messenger RNA, 1408 nt
Organism: Tripterygium wilfordii
Lineage: Eukaryota; Viridiplantae; Streptophyta; Magnoliopsida; Celastrales; Celastraceae
Product: protein NDL1-like
Exons: 11
Coding region: 101-1138 (345 amino acids)
Source: RefSeq, a predicted model, not a curated record
GAGAGAGAGAGAGAGAGAGAGAGAGAGAGAGAGAGAGGGAGGGAGGGAGAGAGAGUUUAGGGUGUUCUAGAGAUACACAGACAGACGGAGAACCGCGGCCAUGGCGGAUGAUUCUGUUUCUGUGGAUAUGGAGACGAUCUACCUUGGCGGAAAGGAACAUCAUGUACAAACUGGCUGCGGUUCUGUGUCUGUUAUAGUUUGUGGUGAUCAAGACAAGCCUGCUCUGAUAACUUAUCCUGAUUUAGCUUUAAAUCAUAUGUCUUGUUUCCAAGGAUUAUUUUUCUGCCCUGAAGCUGCUUCCUUGCUGCUUCACAACUUCUGCAUAUACCAUAUAAGUCCUCCUGGGCAUGAGUUGGGAGCUGCUUCUAUUUGUGUGAAUGAUCCUGUGCCUUCUGUUGAUGAUUUAGCAGAUCAGAUCAUCGAGGUUCUCAACUAUUUUGGGCUUGAUGCUGUGAUGUGCAUGGGAGUGACAGCUGGUGCUUACAUCCUUACAUUAUUUGCUAUGAAAUAUAGAGAACGUGUUCUUGGAUUGAUACUUGUAUCCCCUUUAUGCAAGGCACCUUCAUGGUCUGAGUGGUUCUAUAACAAGGUGAUGUCGAAUUUGCUAUAUUUCUACGGAAUGUGUGGUUUGCUUAAAGAGUUUUUGCUUCAGCGGUACUUCAGCAAGGAAGUUCGUGGUAGUCCAGAAAUUCCAGAAUCCGAUAUAGUACAAGCAUGCAGAAGAUUGCUUGAGGAGAGGAAAAGCAUGAAUGUUUUGCAGUUUCUUCAGGCAAUUAAUAGGAGACCUGACAUUUCGAAAGGGUUGAAGAGUCUAAGAUGUCGAACUCUUAUAUUUGUCGGGGAUAGCUCUCCUUUCCAUUCGGAGGCUGUCCAUAUGACUUCAAAAUUGGAUAAAAGAUAUUGUGCCUUAGUUGAGGUCCAAGCUUGUGGAUCGAUGGUAACAGAGGAGCAGCCCCAUGCAAUGUUGAUACCCAUGGAGUACUUCUUCAUGGGAUACGGGUUGUAUAGGCCAUGCCAGUUUAGUGACAGCCCAAGGAGCCCACUCAGUCCAUCCUGUAUAUCGCCGGAGCUUCUAUCUCCCGAAAGCAUGGGGUUGAAGCUAAAACCUAUAAAGACCCGUGUUUCGAUUCAAGUGUAAGUGGGGGAGAGGUAGAAUUCCAAUCGAUUCAAAUUUUUUUGGGGAGUUUCUUUUUGAUAUGUUUAGAAGGAUAGAAUGAACUGGAGGCGGUUGUAGAUAGAAGGAAAUAUAGGGGGGUGGAAACUGGAAAACUUUCAUUCAUUCAUUUGUAGUAGUCAGUCAUAAAUGAUGUACGAGCUGCCUGUAAAUUCUAAAGAGGACUGGAAUUUGUUUAUGAUGACGAGCAAGCAAUAAUGAAGAGGAACUCCCGGAAUCCCAAUCUUUGAAAGA